CCUCACUAAAAUGCUCGAAAAAAUGCUAGCAUAAUGUACAAAAGCCCAGAAGCAAUGAGGUAUGCCCCCAAAAUGUUUCAAUUUGAGAAUUAGAACCUGAUUUUAAACCGUCACACCACAAAUACUAGCAAUACCACAAAGUAGAAAUUACAAUGAGAUAACCGACCAGAAUGCUUCCAUUCAUUUCAGCAAUAAUAUUCACAAUUUAUUUUAGUUUUUUUUAGUUUUUUUUUUUUUUUUUGGCCUUGUGACGGUUGGGUGUCUUGGGAAGGCCAAGAGAAAUCUGGGCACUGGUCACUGGACUACACAGUCACACACAGCCAAGUCUAAUCCAAUCAAAACUCCUCUGAACACCUGUCGUGACUCUGUCCGGACUCUCGUGACUCGACUGGCGACAAUACAACAGGGAAAAUGUUUAUUUUAGAAACAAAAUGGCGGUGUUUGAUGUUGGUCCCGUUUUGGAAGUUGUAACGAGUCUUCAAGGAAAAUUAGAAGAAGCUAUUACGAAAUCUAAACUACUUCUUGAAGCUAUAGAAGGCUCUCAGUCAAAAUACAUCGAACUGAAUUCAGAAUACCCUGUUCUUCGAAGCCUGAAAGGAAGACUGUCGGCAACACAAGGACCGAAUGAAUCUCUGUCUGCGGAGCUCGUGAAAUUCAAAGUUGAACUGGAAUACUUCGUGGAAGAUAUAUUUAAUGCUCACGAGAAAGUAAGGCAGGAUUUUCAGCUGUGGGUGAAAAAACUGGAAAGAUAUGACGAAAAAUCACGACGCGAAAAAGUAGAGUUCAUAAAGGACCGUGAAAAGUUCUAUUCCGAACGCGUCAAAUAUUUUGAUACUCUUCGCUUGGCAACGACGGGAAAGACAAAAAUAAAAGAAAACAGUGAUGAUAAUGAAAAAUCAGAAGAUGGAUUACUUGUAGAGGAUAUCGAAGAAGAUGAUAAAGAGGAAAUACAUACGGAUUCGAAAUCAACCCUUGAAACAUGGGAUGCUGCCUGUCAAACAGAACCUGAAACAACUUUAGCUGAAGAAUCAGAAAUCCACAAAAAACAAGACUCUAAUGGAAAUGAGUCUCUUUCAGUAAAUGAUAUACACGAGAGUUUGGGGAAGGAAAACCAUCAUUUGUUGCCAUGUAGGUCACAAGUCAGUUCAGCAACAGUUGGUAGACACCAGAGAGUUCUUACUGCACCUGUGUCAAAAGCUAAAGCUUUGCUUUUAACAAAACAGGGACAUGCACUAAGAAUGCACCAGAUGCUGGUUAAUGAGAUUUGCAAGAUGAAGGAAGAAAUUCUAUUCCUGAAGACUGAAAACUCAAUGUUGUUCAAAAGAGCAAAUGAAGCAAGCUCUGAGUUAUUCUACAUGAAGAGCAAGUUGACAGUAAACAUGGCUGACAGAGAUGAACUACAGAAGAAAUUACAGAAGUCAAAAGAGCAGAUUCAAAAGCUUGAGGGGGCAUUGAGGAAACAAGCAAUUGGCCUGGUGUGUAAUAAGAAACAACAAAGACAGUUACAAGAGGAAAUCAGAUGGAGCCAGAUUUUUGCUGUUCCACUUCCUGACUCAUCAAGUCGAGGCAGAAGCGUUCCACAAGUUGGAAAGUCCACAAGAGGACGCUAAAUGUCAUGUUCAGACAGCAUGCCAGAUACAUAAACAUAUGAACAUACUUGCUGUUGAAAACAUCCAUUCUUUAUAUCUAAUGAUUGUUAUUGUCAUGAGCAUAAUCUUAUAGCCUGCAUAGCAGACGUUUCCUUUCCAUUUUUCAGGAGAGGGAGGUCGAGCAAGCAAGCAAGCAACCAAGCGUGACUGGGGUGGGCAAAACAUGUGGAGAAUUGGGGAGGGGGUAAGCAAAAAAGGAGGAAAGAGGGGCUGGGUAGGGAGAGGGGGUAAGCAAAUAAAAGGAUGAAAAGGGGGGCUGGGAUGGAAGGAAUCGCCUCCUGUUGUAGCUCGUUAUUUUUUUGCACUCGCACACGAUUUCGUUUUCUUUGCAUGUUUUUGGAAAUGAAUUGCUGUUAUGCAGGCUAGGGCAUUUGAGGUAAAAUAGUAAACCUUUGACCUUUUCACUUCCCAGAAAGUGAGAAAAAAGAUAUAAAAAAUUUAAUUACAAAAUACAUGAACAAAUGUAAUUGACAGACAAAAAAUGAACCUCGGUUCAUCAGCUUUUUUCCAAGUAUAGUCAAAUGUUUCCAGUAUAUAAUUCCUGCAUGCAAAGGUUCUGUACAGUUAAAUUUGACUAGGUUUUGCUAAAUCCGUGAAACUGGAAAUCAGUUUAUUUGUUACAACUGCAACGCUUUCUUUAUGACUUGCUGCACUUACGCAUACAUUUGUAAGACAAUUUUGUUGCUCGACUUCAAACCUUAGUUAAAAAUUAUAUGCAAGACAUCUAAAAACAAAAAUCAUCUUUAAAAAAAAUUCAUUUAUUUUUAUCUAUGUUGACGAAUUAUAACUAUAGUCAUCUAUUUAUUUAUAUGUCUAUUUAUAUAUUAAUCUUUUUAUUUAAUAUGUACCUAUGUAUUCGCUUAUGAACGAAUUAAACAGAUGGGGUUCAAUAUUAAAACAUGAAUUCCGGUUGUAUUGUUCGCUGGUAUAUUUACAGUAAUGUUAGUACGAACCUGUUCACAGACGGUCUAUUUUCUCUUAUAAUUUCGUCCAAAUCGAGUACCUGUUUGAUAUAUACGUUGGGAUAGAAUUCUUCCUUUUAAUUCGUUGUUUUCCUUCUUCAUACGUUUUUCGGCCGUUUCUAUCUUCUCCCUUUGCAUCAGCUGCUGUCCACUUUUUCGGCUUUUUCUCUCUCGCACUUUGUCAGCCGUUUCUUCUUUCUCCCAGCCAAUCAUUUCACUCUAAAACGAGGAGGGAGGAGCGGUCUUGACGGAAAUACACGAGAUCGUAAAGAGCCUUUGACAACAGUUUACCGUCAAUGCUAUUGAAAACAAGCAGAAAGCAUGACCGGUGGAUGAUAUGGAAACUGGGUUGCCUGCUUCUUCCUUUAUUCUCUUAACACCCUCGAUCCUCCCCCGCCAAACCUGGAGAAUUUAGUCUCCUCUGCCCUCUUUUAUCUCCCCAAACCACGUAACCUGAAAACCAGGUCUUCCUCACGGGGGAGAGAGGCUCGACACAAAACGGCCUUGGAUUGGUUAGUGCUUAUACCCAUUAACGCGAAUUUUAAAAUGAGACGGGAUGUGUGUCCACCAAAAAAACACUUACGACGUCUUAUCGACCAAUGGAUGCUUGCAUCGUCUCCCUUUAAGAAACUUUUGUCAUCUUGAGAUGAUAUUUAGGCCACUUCACGGAUGCAUGCUUGAUUUGUUUAUCGUUAACUGGUCUUAAAGUUUUCCAGACCAAUUAGAGAUUACAUAAAUAGCGAAAGAUCAGUUUACAAAUAUUGACUUCAUUUUCGAUCACGUUCACCAAAAGUUACCCAAGCGUCUCCAGGGCUUUCAAGCAAGUGAAACCACAGGCAGCCCAAGAUUUAGCUUGAGAGGAUUGCGGUCAUGGCAAAAAAUACAGGAAGUAAGAAUUAUAUCAAGUUCUCAAUAAUUAUAUCUCCCCUUACUUCCACAGCGUAUCGCUAGAAGUCUGAAUGUUUGCUUUGCUAAAACGAGACCAUUUUAGCGAGUUACCGCUUCCUAGGUUUCUCACUCCUUAGGCUUAGGAGAAGAAAACCUUAUUUGGUAGCGGCAAAUUGCUAGAAUCGCUUCAAAUCAGCAGAGGUGAAUAACUUUAUUUAUUUUAUUUCACCAGGGUAGCCCAUUCAGCAACGAGGCUGGUGUCCCGCCUGGGCUCGGCAUCUUUUCAGCAGCUUUUGGCGUUUGGAGCAACUUUUUGCGGUUCUAGCAACCUCGAACAAGAUUUGCCUUUCUGGGCAACUUUUGAACAAAACAUAGAUUUAGAGCACAUAGUAAGCACGAAAAAGUCAACGAUUUAAAAGAAAACUUCAAUUCAUGCGAAUUUCUUGAAUGUUUAUCAAGUCGAAGUUUGAACACAUAACCUGUCACUUCAUAAAGUUCGGCAAGACGUCAAAUGAACCAUGUGUUUUGUUCCGUUAGACUUGAGAGUAUCUUUAAAUUUCGCGCUACUCUUUAAAGCUAAGUCUCACGGUAUAGUAUUUUUCUUG
This is a messenger RNA of Orbicella faveolata, 4104 nucleotides long. RefSeq lists its product as uncharacterized. Lineage: Eukaryota; Metazoa; Cnidaria; Anthozoa; Scleractinia; Merulinidae. The record is from RefSeq and is a predicted model, not a curated record.